GCGGACUUCUCGGCGCACAGCAGCUGACCCAACAACCUCUUCCUCGAACUCCAGCAGAAGAAGCCGAACACCAAACACCACCGGAACACACAAAGAGGAAUAUAAACCACAGGAGGAAACUUUUUUUUAAAUCGUUUUGUAAUUUUCUCUCGGGGGUGUUGAUCGUCCAUCGUUAUGGAGAGAGGGGAUUCUUCGGAUCACGGUCCGCGGUUCUGCGUGUUGUCUUGGGAUCAGGUGCAGCGUUUGGACUCCAUCCUGGGGGAGGCUGUACCCAUCCACGGCAGGGGAAAUUUCCCCACGCUGUCCAUGAGCCCCCGCCAGAUUGUUCAGGUGGUGCGGGCUCGCCUGGAGGACAAGGGCGUGUGUGUCAAAGACGUGAGACUGAACGGCUCGGCCGCCAGUCACGUGCUCCACCAGGACACCGGACUGGGCUACAAGGACCUGGACUUGAUCUUCGGCGUGUCGCUGAAGGAUGACCAGGCGUUCCGUCUGGUGAAGGACGUGGUGCUGGACUGUCUGUUUGAUUUCCUUCCGGCCGGCGUCUCCAAGGAACGCAUCACGGCGCUGACCCUCAAAGAGGCGUACGUGCAGAAACUGGUGAAAGUAUGCAACGACACGGACCGCUGGAGCCUCAUCUCGCUGUCCAACAACACGGGCAAGAACGUGGAGCUUAAAUUUGUAGACUCUUUAAGGAGGCAGUUCGAGUUCAGCGUGGACUCCUUCCAGAUUUGCCUCGACUCUCUGCUCUUGUUCGACCGUUGCUCGGAGACGCCCAUGUCGGAGAGCUUUCACCCCACAGUCAUCGGCGAGAGCGUUUACGGCGACUUCCAGGAGGCCAUGGAUCAUUUGUGUCGGAAGACUAUAGCCACGCGAAGCCCGGAAGAAAUCCGAGGUGGCGGCUUGUUGAAGUACUGCCAUCUGCUGGUGCGGGGGUUCCGACCUUCCUCCGAAGCGGACAUGAAGCAGAUGCAGCGCUACAUGUGCUCACGCUUCUUCAUUGACUUUUCCGACAUUGGCGAGCAGAAGAGGAAACUGGAGGCCUACCUCCAAAACCACUUUGUGGGCAUGGAGCACAAACGAUACGAGUGCCUGAUGACGCUGUACGAGGUGGUGAACGAGAGCACCGUCUGUCUGAUGGGCCACGAGCGACGCCAGACGCUCAGCCUCAUCUCCAUGUUGGCGCUUAAGGUGCUGGCCGAGCAGAACGCCAUCCCCACGGUGACGAACGUUACGUGUUACUACCAGCCGGCUCCGUACGUGCAGGACAUUAAUUUCAGCAAUUACUACAUCGCACACGUGCAAGCGCCGCAGGUGGCGCCGUGCACGACUUCCUACCAGACAUGGCUGCCCUGCAGCUGAGGCAAACACCCCAGAGAUGGAUGCUUUGGGAUCUUUUUUGCAGAAGAGCGUUGGACACACAAAAAGCAAGUUUGCCAAAUGUGAUUAAAAACAUAAUCCUGUUCUGCUGUACGUCUGAUUGAGCCAACACAAACAUCUGUAAGAUUGCUGGUCGUCGUUUUUUUAUUUUUUAUUAUAUGUAACCAUUUAUUAAACAAAAAAUGGUUACAUCUUUUUUUUUUUUUUUUACAUGUAACCAUUUAUUUAAAAAAAAUGGUUACAUCUUUUUUUUUUUAGAUGUAGCCAUUUAUUUUAAAAAAUGGUUACAUCUUUUUUUUAUUUUUUAGAUGUAACCAUUUAUAUAAAAAUGGUUACACCUUUUUCUUUUUAUAUGUAACCAUUUAUUUAAAAAAAUGGUUACAUCUGUUUUUUUUAGAUGUAGCCAUUUAUUUUAAAAAAUGGUUACAUCUUUUUUUUAUUUUUUAGAUGUAACCAUUUAUAUAAAAAUGGUUACACCUUUUUCUU
Messenger RNA from Doryrhamphus excisus (bluestripe pipefish), 1863 nucleotides. It is a transcript of the gene tent5ba, whose product is annotated as terminal nucleotidyltransferase 5ba. NCBI's taxonomy places the organism in Eukaryota, Metazoa, Chordata, Actinopteri, Syngnathiformes, Syngnathidae. Gene Ontology annotation, biological process: mRNA stabilization. Gene Ontology annotation, molecular function: RNA binding; poly(A) RNA polymerase activity. The record is from RefSeq and is a predicted model, not a curated record.